Molecule: messenger RNA, 4923 nt
Organism: Harpia harpyja (harpy eagle)
Lineage: Eukaryota; Metazoa; Chordata; Aves; Accipitriformes; Accipitridae
Gene: SYT4
Product: synaptotagmin 4
Exons: 4
Coding region: 497-1774 (425 amino acids)
Biological process (GO): cellular response to calcium ion; regulation of calcium ion-dependent exocytosis; regulation of dopamine secretion
Cellular component (GO): membrane; synapse; axon
Molecular function (GO): calcium-dependent phospholipid binding; calcium ion binding; phosphatidylserine binding
Source: RefSeq, a predicted model, not a curated record
GCUGAUUUCAGCCCUGUAGCGUCAGGAUUGCGUCAAUUUGGGUUUCAACCACGUCUUCAGUCUCAGAGCGGAGCUACUCAGAAGAGCCAAAACAGGAAGGGGGUUGCAAAUCAGUGUGCAAAGGGGAGGACCGAAGCUUCCCCUCCCCCCUCUCCUCCAGUCCUCUCGCAGCCUCCUCCUCCACCUUCCCCACCGCUCGUGUCUCCGGGUUUGGGGGUUUGUUUGUUUGUUUGUUUGUUUUCUGUUUUGGUUUGUUUUUUAAAAAACCAAACCACGCUGGAAAAGACGGUCGCCCGGGCGCUUUGAGAGCGGAGAGCCGGGGGACAGCAGGGCAGCGCGUUCGGCGCCCCGGGCAGGUCGCUUGGUACCGGGGGAGGCGGCUCCCGCGCCCCGGACGGCGGCUCCAGCACCGCGGACGGCGGCUCCAGCACCGCGGACAGCGGCUUCAGCACCGCGGACAGCGGCUCCGGCACCGCGGACAGCGCACGCCGCCAACAUGGCUCCGAUCGCGGCCAGCCGCCAGCAGUUCGAUGAAAUUCCUACAGUGGUUGGGAUCUUUAGUGCAUUUGGCCUUGUCUUCUCUGUCUCCCUUUUCGCUUGGAUCUGCUGCCAGCGUAAAUCUUCCAAAUCCAAUAAGACCCCUCCAUAUAAGUUUGUCCAUGUUCUGAAGGGGGUUGAUAUUUACCCUGAAAAUCUCAACAGUAAGAAGAAGUUUGGAGCAGAUGAGAAAAGUGAAGCAAAGAACAAAUCAACGAUGCCAAAGAAUUCUCUCCAUCUUGACCUGGAGAAGAGAGAUCUCAACGGCAACUUCCCCAAAACAACCCCUAAAAUCCAGAGCUCUCCAGAUCUUGAAAAUUUGUCUCCUAAGCACUUUGUAGAAAGGAAGAAAGAUUCAGUAUCCCCCGAUAGUUUAAAAUCCAUCACUUCCCUGUCAUCUGAAGAUAAACAAGACAAGCUAGGAACUCUCUUUUUCUCCUUAGAGUACAACUUCGAGAAAAAGGCAUUUGUAGUGAACAUCAAAGAAGCACGUGGGCUGCCAGCAAUGGAUGAACAGUCAAUGACUUCUGAUCCCUACAUCAAAAUGACAAUCCUGCCUGAGAAAAAGCACAAGGUGAAAACCAGAGUGCUGAGAAAAACCUUAGACCCAGCUUUUGAUGAGACCUUCACGUUUUAUGGGAUCCCCUAUAGCCAAAUUCAAGACUUAACACUUCACUUUAUGAUCUUGAGCUUUGACAGGUUUUCCAGAGAUGAUGUCAUUGGAGAAGUCCUCAUUCCCCUUGCAGGAAUUGAACUGUCAGAAGGAAGGCUGCUAAUGGACAGAGAGAUCAUCAAAAGAAAUGUUAGGAAAUCAUCUGGGCGUGGAGAAUUACUGAUCUCUCUCUGUUAUCAGUCUACAACAAACACGCUCACUGUGGUUGUUUUAAAAGCCAGGCAUCUACCUAAAUCUGAUGUGUCAGGAUUAUCAGAUCCUUAUGUCAAAGUGAACCUGUACCAUGCUAAGAAGAGAAUUUCUAAAAAGAAAACCCACGUGAAGAAAUGCACCCCAAAUGCAGUGUUCAAUGAAUUGUUUGUCUUUGACAUUCCUUGUGAGGGCCUUGAUGAUAUCAGCAUUGAAUUUUUGGUUUUAGAUUCAGAUAGGGGGUCAAGGAAUGAAGUCAUUGGCCGGUUAACCUUGGGAUCUUCAGCAGAAGGAACAGGUGGAGAGCACUGGAAAGAAAUUUGUGAAUAUCCUAGGAGACAAAUUGCCAAAUGGCAUAUGUUGUGUGAUGGUUAGCAGCUUAGAGAGGGGUUGGAACUUGAAAAACUAUAUAUAUUUCCAUAGGCAAGGAGCAGUUUUCUUUCUCUGCUAUGUAUAAUUACAGGCUUGUAACUACAAGACUUUUUUUGGGGGGGUGGGGAACAAAAACUGGAUUGAAUUAUCAGAACAGAAGGUAACUAAAUUUUCACAGUAAAUAAAGGAAUUUCUAUUUCAUUAGAUUUUAACAUAAUUGGAUCAGAUUCAUAUUUUUCUGGAGUUUAAAUAGCCUGAAACUUCUGAAGCACUAUAAACUUCACUAAGAACAGACUAUGUUUUAUGAAAAAGUCACUGGAAACUUAUUAGUACUGUUAUACAGAGGAAGAUAACCUCAUUAAAAUAUAUCGCUAGAUCUAAAAAAAACCGCCUGUGGCUUACUGGGGAAGGGGCUGGGUCUGUAAAAGCCAUGGGGAAUGAGGGUGAAUAGGAGGGAAAUUCCUUCUGCCCCUCCAUCAGAAACCUUCUUUUAUGAAAAUUCAAUCAUUAUUUGUAAGUUUUGGUUACUUAUAUUUUGAUCAUCCCAAAGACUGAAGAGAUUUUCAGCAAUUUGCUUUACAUAUCACAUCAUGUGCAACUAGUUGUUUUAAGUGUGGAAAUACUGUAUAAUUAUUUACAGUUGGAUUUUUUAAUAUGUAUAUAUAUAACUUGUUUUAUUACAGUGACUGAAACAGAUGAUACAUUCUACAAAUCGUUGAGGAAGUUAACAUACCUUGUUUUGUUAAAAGGGCUCCUUUACGGGUGACUGUACAUGUUACAGUAUAGCUACAAUUUGGGAAUAGAUAUGGCUUGUGUUUUUUUCCUCUAGCAAGGAUUACACUUCAAGCAUUUCAAGCCAUGGCAAAGCAUUUCUGUUGAGAUGAGGUAACAUACAGGAUAUUACAGUCAAUGACCUUUCACCAAUUAUAUUUUAAGCCAUUCAGUAAUACUUAAAGAAAAAUUGUUUCUUCUUUUGUUUCAUUAAAGAACAAACAAAAUAGUGAGACAGAGAACAAAACCUUAUUCUGCUGUUUAGCUUCCUGAACUGUGACUAAUGUCAUUACAGUCAGUAAGACUACACCCAAUGUACAAAGUUUAAUGCAUUUUUAAACUUUUGCAGGAUAGGAGACCAAGCUCACAUUGUAAUUUAUUCAAUAUUAUGUUAGACAAACUACUUGAAAAGUGCAUUUCACUUAGAUUAUAUGCAUUAAUGUCCAUUACUGAUUGUACUGAAAAUUGGUGGUGGUAAGGGCAAAUAACAUCCUAAUUUCAUGUUAGUGUGACAUAUAUAUGUUUAAACUUAAACUGUGCCAGGCUGGGGAAGUAUCAAGUGUAACAUAAACAAGUAUAUAAAUAAAGCAUUUAGACCUGCGAAAUUUACUCUUGGUCAUACCAGAUAGAUUUUUAGGCUGUCAGAACUAUAGCACAACUAUAAGCAGAUUAUUUCCUAAAGUUUGUACACUGAUUUCUGAUACAGAAUUGUUUGCAAAUAUUACUCCUACAUAAUUUUCAAUUACUAUAUAUAUAAAGAAGAAUAUAAUGAAAUUAGUUGUUGACAUAAGAAGGAUUUAAAAAGUAGAAAACCAUUUUCAGUAUUUUUGCAUACGUCAUUUUGUCAUGUGUAAUCCCACUGAAGUGAAUGAGACUAUUUGGGAAUUAAUGUAUAGCUCAAUGCAAGUAAAGGUAACACAAUGGGCAUGCCAGGUAAAAACCCAUACAUUGGAUGUCAAAGUACUUUCAUUAAAUAACAGAUCCAGGUCCUGUUCAAAACUGUUGGAGAAUUGUUGUCGACUUUGCCUGUUCUCAUAUGGCCAAAUUAUGUUUGCAGUAAAGGACACUGAAAUAUGAAAUAUGCAAGUAGACAAAUAGUACUGGAAGAAUUCCAUUGAGGUUCUUCCAGAUUUUGUGUUGGUAUUUUCUCCAGUUUUUGAGAAUGUGUUUGAUAUAACAGUGUUUAUAAAUUUCUGUAAAAAUACACUUUCAAAAUAACAUAAACAUGCUUUUUAUGAUAAUGCUCAAUGUAAAAAACCUGCGUAUUGUAUGUAUAAAGGAGAGGAAUCUUUUUUGCUUAUUUCUUUAGAAAGCUGAUUAACUGCUUAAGGGCUAGAGUUUGCCAGCCACAUUGAAGCAGAGCUAAUCCAAAGCCACCAAGUCAAAGGAAAGAUGCCCACAGACUUCCCUGGGGUUUGAAGUGCAAUCACAGAGCAAAAUUCUUCUUGUGAGUCAACCCAGCAAUGUCAAUGGGACCAUGGAUAAAGGGAGACAUUGUUUGAUCUAAUGGAGACUGGGAGAGUUUAGGUCAGUACCACACAACCAGAGCUGUUACAAUUUCUAGUAAGGAAAGAACUUUAUGCUGAAAGUGAUUGCAUGAAAGACAGUGGGACAGCUUGUAAUUAAAAAAAAAAUGGAGGUUUUGUAUAUUGGCCCAUAAGUAGUACGUUAUGUCUAAAAAUCAGAUGACAGGAGUCAUCUGUCUCCAAUGGACAUAAAUUCUGACAUUAGGAGAAAAAAAAUCCACCCUUAUGAAUUAAUGAUGGGCUGUGACCAUCUUUCAUUUUGCAUCCAACAAGUAGUCAUCAAUUUUUUUUUUCAAGUUUCUAUAGCAGCUUGAGGGUUAAUAUUUCUACCAGCUAAAUGGCAGUUGUUGGUGGGGGUAGGGGGUAGGAAUGGGAAAGGGAAGCAAAGACAUUUUUAUUAAAUCUAAAAAAAACCUGUAAAUAGAAUUUUGUUUUUCAUUUAAAGCAAUGUUUAGCUUGGAAAGUUGAAUAAAGAUGACUUGUAACACAUCUGUAAACCAGACAAGGCAGGAGCGAAUGUAGACCUGUACUGAGAGGAGAAAUUCUGCUGUUUUAUAAAGUAUUCAAUUCUCAUUGCGAAUAUCUUGAACUCUGUUAAGGAUACUGUACUGUAUUAAACAUGUAAAAAAAUGAUGUUUGUCUAAGUAGCUUACAAAAAUAACUCCUUGAAUGUGAGACUAUCCAUGUCUGGAGAUCUGUCGUAACUAAAUACCUGAUUCGUUAUGGUGUUGUAACUUAAUAGAAGCUAUUCGAGAGGAAGCAUGGUGUAUGAGAUUUUGUAAGUUAUUUGUGCUGGUUCUGUAUGUUGUGCCAUGUGUGUAAGACACGAAUAAACUGCUGCUUUUGUUCAUCCCA